AUGACGGAGGCUAAGCCCGAGGCAGGCAUUGGCGGGCGGGUGGUGGGACUGAGCGAGAGCACGGCGAGUAUAUGGACCGAGGCGGGGAGUGUGAGCUCGACGGGCGUGGGCGUGGGCGUGGGCGAGGACGGGCUCUGUUCGGACGGAGGAGUGGCGAGCCAGCAGACUCGGGCGGUGGAUGCCGAGUUGGGGCAUUUGCGGGCGUCGCGGGCACUGCAGAGGCGACGGAUCUUGUGGCCGGUGGGCCCGACGGGCCGGCAUGCGCGUGGGCGGUUUGCUGAGGUCAAGCUGCUGGCGACGGUUGAUCGGAGCGGUCGUCGACGGAUACACGGCCGGGAGGAGUUUGAUCGGCUGGAGGCUGUCGAGGCCGAGGUGGCGGCCAUGGCAGAAGCGGAGGCGGCUGCGAAGUUGCAGGCGCAGGCCGAGACCGGCUCCGGGCUGGGACGGUGGUCGUUGUCGUCGUCGUUGUCAGGCUCAAGCUCAGGGCCGGAGCCGGGGUCAGAGUCGGAGCUGGGCUCAGGAUCGGGCGAGGCGCGUCCGGCAAUGCGGCGGAAGCGGAUGCUGUUUACUUCGGUGAGAGCGCUGGUGGUGUGCCAGCAGUACGAGGACAUAGCGUGGCUGGCUGGCGCGAUUGAGGCCGGAGGCGAGAGUGAGCGACCUGUGCGGAUCCAGACGAUGGAGGCGCUGGCGCGGGCAAAGAACGUGCAUGGGCGACUGCCGGCGUAUCUGCGGUGGACGCGGCCGGCGCUGCGGUACGCAAACCGGCCGCGGCUGGCGCUCGACGAUUACUGGGACGCGCGCGGCGGUGGCCGGAGCUACUGCCGCAUAAGCUGA
This is a messenger RNA of Thecamonas trahens ATCC 50062, 834 nucleotides long. RefSeq lists its product as uncharacterized. The transcript is spliced from 3 exons. Lineage: Eukaryota; Apusomonadida; Apusomonadidae. The coding region runs from base 1 to 834 and encodes 277 amino acids. The record is from RefSeq and is a predicted model, not a curated record.